Erinaceus europaeus (western European hedgehog) is the source of this 2371-nucleotide messenger RNA. It is a transcript of the gene SLC5A12, whose product is annotated as solute carrier family 5 member 12. The record is from RefSeq and is a predicted model, not a curated record. The transcript is spliced from 15 exons. Gene Ontology annotation, cellular component: membrane. Gene Ontology annotation, biological process: sodium ion transport; transmembrane transport. The coding region runs from base 287 to 2146 and encodes 619 amino acids. Gene Ontology annotation, molecular function: symporter activity; lactate transmembrane transporter activity. Lineage: Eukaryota; Metazoa; Chordata; Mammalia; Eulipotyphla; Erinaceidae.
CAGGCUUUAGUUUUAGUAGAGGAAAAGACAGCUACUAGUUAGAGUCAGAUUUCAAGUUCCUAUCUAUUUGUACCAAUACCACUACCAGAUUUUCCUUUGCUGUCAACUUUUGCAAUCUUCUCUAAGGACACUUUGGUGUCUGAUAAUCUACACAAGUGCCACUGGAUAUCUCCCUCAGAGAAUCUGUCUUCUGUCUUGGCCAAGUCUCUUGUCUACAGAGAUUUGUUUUUGGAAACAUUUCCCUGGGACCUAAUUGAACGUAACACGUUCGGUCAUACUUCCUACUAUGGAGGUGAAGAACUUUGCAGUUUGGGAUUAUGUCGUCUUUGCAGCCCUGUUUGUCAUUUCCUCUGGAAUUGGUGUGUUCUUUGCUAUUAAGGAGAGAAAAAAGGCCACUUCCCGGGAGUUUCUGGUUGGAGGAAGGCAAAUGAGUUUUGGCCCCGUUGCAUUGUCUCUGACAGCUAGCUUCAUGUCAGCUGUCACAGUCCUAGGGGCUCCAUCUGAAGUCUACCGCUUUGGGGCAUCCUUUGUGCUUUUUUUCAUUGCAUAUGCAUUUGUCAUCAUAUUCACCUCAGAGCUCUUUCUCCCAGUGUUCUACAGAUCUGGCAUCACAAGCACUUAUGAGUACUUACAACUAAGGUUCAACAAGCCAGUUCGCUAUGCGGCAACAGUUAUCUACAUCCUGCAGACGAUUCUCUACACAGGAGUGGUGGUGUAUGCUCCUGCUUUGGCACUUAACCAAGUGACUGGGUUUGAUCUCUGGGGCUCUGUGUUUGCAACAGGAAUUGUUUGCACAUUCUACUGUACUCUGGGAGGACUAAAAGCAGUGGUGUGGACAGAUGCAUUUCAGAUGGUUGUUAUGAUCUUGGGCUUCUUAACUGUUCUAAUUCAAGGAUCAGCUCAUGCUGGUGGAUUUCACAGUGUUUUAGAACAAUCAACAAAUGGAUCUCGACUAAACAUAUUUGAUUUUGAUAUAGACCCUCUCAGGAGACACACUUUUUGGACAAUCUCAGUGGGGGGAACUUUUACAUGGCUUGGGAUCUAUGGAGUGAAUCAGUCAACAAUCCAACGAUGCAUCUCUUGCAAAACAGAAAAGCAUGCCAAACUAGCUCUGUACUUUAACUUGUUGGGUCUCUGGAUCAUUUUGGUUUGUGCAGUCUUCUCAGGCUUAAUUAUGUACUCCCACUUCAAGAACUGUGACCCCUGGACUUCUGGCAUUAUAUCUGCACCAGACCAGCUGAUGCCUUAUUUUGUCAUGGAGAUAUUUUCCACAAUGCCAGGACUUCCAGGACUCUUUGUGGCUUGUGCCUUCAGUGGUACUCUGAGCACCGUGGCUGCCAGCAUCAAUGCCUUAGCAACAGUGACUUUUGAGGAUUUUGUAAAGAGCUGUUUUCCCCAUCUCUCCGACAAGCUGAGCACCUGGAUCAGUAAAGGCUUAUGUCUCCUGUUUGGUGUUAUGUGUACCUCCAUGGCUGUGGCUGCAUCCCUCAUGGGAGGUGUUGUACAGGCUGCUCUCAGUAUCCAUGGCAUGUGUGGAGGACCAAUGUUGGGGUUAUUCUCUUUGGGAAUUAUGUUCCCUUUUGUGAACUGGAAGGGUGCUCUCGGAGGCCUUCUGACUGGAAUUACCUUGUCAUUUUGGGUGGCCAUUGGGGCCUUUAUUUACCCUGCACCAGCCUCCAAGACAUGGCCCUUGCCUUUAUCAACAAAACAGUGUGUCUCAUCAAAUGUGACAGAAUCAGUGCCACCAGUGCUAUCCAGCAGGCCUGCAAUUGCUGACACCUGGUAUUCACUCUCCUACCUUUACUACAGUGCUGUGGGAUGCGUAGGAUGCAUUGCUUCUGGAAUAGUCAUCAGCUACAUAACAGGUUACCAAAGUGGGAAGGACAUUAAACCACUGUUAAUUAGACCAGUUUGCAAUUUAUUUUGCUUUUGGUCUAAGAAAUACAAAACACUGUGCUGGUGUGGAGUUCAGCAUGACAGUGGGAUAGAACAGGAAAACCUUGAGCAUGGUGAUCCCUGGAAAAAAGGGGCUGAAUCUGUUUUACAGAAUGGACUCCGGAGAGAAAGCAUGGCCCAUGUUCCAGGCAAUGAUUCCAAGGACAAAAGCUACAAUAGUAUGACAUUAGAGAAGGUUACCCUGUUCUAAGAACACAUAUGUGAUGCACUUUUGCGAACAUACACAUGCAUAAUACAAUCCACGUACUUCAGCCUAUUGGUUAGUAGAACUCAUAUAGUUGCACUGAUAGAAGACAAGGAUAUAUCAUGUUAAUUUCUGCUUAUUUAUAAUGAUAAGUUAAAUGACUGUUCAUUAGUAUAUUCAUUGUGAAAUCCUAACAGACAAGAAAAAAAAAAAGACAAGCCUUACAUCCUC